Messenger RNA from Nakaseomyces glabratus, 741 nucleotides. It is a transcript of the gene PRP38, whose product is annotated as U4/U6-U5 snRNP complex subunit PRP38. NCBI's taxonomy places the organism in Eukaryota, Fungi, Ascomycota, Saccharomycetes, Saccharomycetales, Saccharomycetaceae. The record is from RefSeq and is a predicted model, not a curated record. Gene Ontology annotation, cellular component: precatalytic spliceosome.
AUGUCGGCUGAAUUCCAAUAUGAAUCGUUUAUCUCUGAGAAACAACUAAACAAUCAGUCUGUUUCUCUGGUUAUACCGAGGAUCACUAGAGAUAAAAUACAUAACAACAUCUACUACCGAUGUAACCUUCAUCCAGUAUCGAUGAGAGGUGAUACCAUGCUCAAUCUAGCACCCAUUAUAAUAAGAGACCUUGGUAAACUAAGGAAUCCAUACCAGAAACCGCUCAAUGCUACAUUGUUGCUAGGUGGGUCAGAGUUCAAGUGCUUAUUAAUGAAACUUAUAGAGAUAAGGCCUACAUGGGAACAAAUUAUGACUUUAAUAAACGAAGAAAUGGUGGAGGAGUCCUUUGAGAAUAAAUACAUAGUGGCAUUGGUGCUUGUAUAUGGCAGAAUUCAAUACUACUUCUUGACUUUUAGUGAUGAUUAUUAUGAUGAUGCUAUUAAAUGGAGGAGAUUAUUUAAGAAAUAUUUAAAUGAUUACAGAAAGUUAAAGGCAUUGGACCUAAAUGUCGAUUGCUGGUCAACUUCACAAAUGCAAAACGUGGAAUUGAUCCAUCUGGAUGAGAUAGUAGAUUGGCUAGCCACCAAGGAUGAUAUAUGGGGUAUACCCUUGGGUAAAUGCCAAUGGGCUAAUGUUUAUAAUGAUGAUAUCGAGGACUCUUCAUCGGACAGUUCAUCCUCAUCUUCCGAUUCAUCCUCAGGCUCUGAGUCAGACUCUGAUUCGGGUCCUGAAUCAGUAUGA